AUGGAGGACCUUGACGUCAACGAUUUCCCACCCAUAGGCCAAGGGACGCCUUCUACCGCCUCGAGCCGUCGGACAUCGUCCAAUUCGCCCACAACGGCAUCUCCCGCAAUCAGCCUCGGCGAGUGUGCACCUACACCAUCCACACAACAUACAUCCUCUGCUGUCGCCGCUGGUAUCCUGCGGAACACGCCUCCUCCGCCUCUCCCUCCCGCGGCACCUCUCCCGCCCUCCGCCGCCCUCCGCUCGCUCCUGCACACGCGGCUGACCGUGACGCUCACCGACGGCCGCGUCCUCUUCGGCACGCUGCUGGUCAUUGACGCCGCGGCGUCGCUGCUGCUCACCAACGUCCGUGAACGCCGCAUCCUGCCGCAAACGCCCGUCGGGCUCAAUGUGGCGCAGUACUAUCCGUGGUCGAGGGAGAACGUCAACGGCAACGGCGAGGCGGACUCUGCCGAGGAGCGGCCGGGCCAGGUGCGGUUCCGCGAGCUCAGCAGUGUCCUGAUCCCGAUGAAGGAGGUGGUAGGCGUGGAGAUUGGCGAGGGGGAUGCAGAGUCCUGGGGGAGGUUCUCGGGGGUAGUGUUUGACGGCGGUAAGGCGUUGCCGCCGGUGGUGGUGGGAGACAAGGAGGCUGGAGUGGGUGAGGAAGGACGCAAGGUGGACGACGAGGGGCAGGGGCACGUCCAUGUCAUGGCAUGGUAG
This is a messenger RNA of Apiotrichum porosum, 699 nucleotides long. RefSeq lists its product as uncharacterized. The record is from RefSeq and is a predicted model, not a curated record. The transcript has a single exon. The coding region runs from base 1 to 699 and encodes 232 amino acids. Lineage: Eukaryota; Fungi; Basidiomycota; Tremellomycetes; Trichosporonales; Trichosporonaceae.